Messenger RNA from Neurospora tetrasperma FGSC 2508, 306 nucleotides. RefSeq lists its product as uncharacterized. The record is from RefSeq and is a predicted model, not a curated record. Bases 1 to 306 code for a protein of 101 amino acids. The transcript is spliced from 2 exons. Lineage: Eukaryota; Fungi; Ascomycota; Sordariomycetes; Sordariales; Sordariaceae.
AUGCUGUUGGCAAGCGGAAAGAGCCAAGACUUGUCCCAAGGAAACGCCAGCCCAAGCAGGGCUAAGCGGUGUCAUGCGAAGGAGCCCUUUGAGAGUCGACAGGAACGACGACCAUCUCCCGUCUCAUCAACACGGACUCACUCCAAGCUCCUCGAUCUUGACCCCCGCCUACCCCCGAUGGUGCCGGUGGACGACUAUUGCAAGUGGGCUAUCAAUCAGCUUGAUCAAGCUUCACAAAUCCCACAAGACAAUGGCAGCUCAAUGACGGUGUGUUCCAAGCCCUCAACGGCCGAGAUUCACGGCUGA